Molecule: messenger RNA, 2551 nt
Organism: Chrysochloris asiatica (Cape golden mole)
Lineage: Eukaryota; Metazoa; Chordata; Mammalia; Afrosoricida; Chrysochloridae
Gene: RPS6KA6
Product: ribosomal protein S6 kinase, 90kDa, polypeptide 6
Exons: 22
Coding region: 1-2250 (749 amino acids)
Biological process (GO): protein phosphorylation
Molecular function (GO): ribosomal protein S6 kinase activity; ATP binding; magnesium ion binding
Source: RefSeq, a predicted model, not a curated record
AUGCUACCAUUCCUUCCUCAGGAAGAGCCCUGGAACCAAGAAAUGGAAGUGUUUGGCGGUGGUGGCGGCGGGGACUGCGGCGUGAACAGCAGCGAGGUGCAUGGUCUUAAAAUGGUUGAUGAACCCAUGGAAGAAGAAGCAGAUUCUUAUCAUGAUGAAGGAGUUGUUAAAGAAAUCCUUAUUACUCAUCACGUUAAGGAAGGAUAUGAGAAGGCAGAUCCUGCACAGUUUGAAUUGCUCAAAGUUCUUGGUCAGGGAUCAUUUGGAAAGGUUUUUCUUGUUAGGAAGAAGACUGGUCCUGAUGCUGGGCAGCUCUAUGCAAUGAAGGUGUUACAAAAAGCUUCUUUAAAAGUUCGAGACAGAGUUCGGACAAAGAUGGAGAGGGAUAUACUGGUAGAAGUACAUCAUCCAUUUAUUGUCAAAUUGCACUAUGCCUUUCAGACUGAAGGGAAAUUAUACUUAAUAUUGGAUUUUCUCAGGGGAGGAGAUGUCUUCACAAGAUUAUCUAAAGAGGUUCUGUUUACUGAGGAAGACGUGAAAUUCUACCUUGCAGAACUGGCCCUAGCUUUGGAUUAUCUGCACCAAUUAGGAAUUGUAUAUAGAGACCUGAAGCCAGAAAACAUUUUGCUUGAUGAAUUAGGACAUAUCAAGUUAACAGAUUUUGGACUCAGCAAGGAGUCAGUAGAUCAAGAAAAGAAGGCUUACUCAUUUUGUGGUACAGUAGAGUACAUGGCUCCUGAAGUAGUGAAUAGGAGAGGCCAUUCCCAGAGUGCUGAUUGGUGGUCUUUUGGUGUACUUAUGUUUGAAAUGCUUACUGGAACUCUGCCAUUUCAAGGUAAAGACAGAAAUGAGACCAUGAAUAUGAUCCUGAAAGCAAAACUUGGAAUGCCACAAUUUCUUAGUGCUGAAGCACAGAGUCUUCUAAGGAUGUUAUUCAAAAGAAAUCCAGCAAAUAGAUUAGGUACAGAAGGAGUUGAAGAAAUAAAAAGACAUCUUUUCUUUGCAAAUAUUGACUGGAAUAAAUUGUAUAAAAGAGAAGUUCAACCUCCUUUUAAACCUGCUUCUGGAAAACCAGAUGAUACUUUUUGUUUUGAUCCUGAAUUUACUGCGAAAACACCCAAAGAUUCUCCUAGUUUGCCAGCCAGUGCUAAUGCUCAUCAACUCUUCAAAGGAUUCAGCUUUGUUGCAACUUCCAUUGCAGAAGAAUAUAAAAUCACUCCUAUCACAAGUGUAAAUGUACUACCAGUUGUUCAGAUAAAUGGUAGUGCUGCACAGUUUGGUGAAGUAUAUGAAAUGAAAGAGGAUAUUGGUGUUGGUUCCUAUUCUGUUUGCAAGCGAUGCAUACACACAACUAACAACAUGGAAUUUGCAGUUAAGAUCAUUGACAAAAGUAAGAGAGACCCCUCAGAAGAAAUUGAAAUUUUGAUGCGCUAUGGACAACACCCCAACAUUAUCACUUUAAAGGAUGUCUAUGAUGAUGGUAGAUAUGUUUAUCUUGUUAUGGAUUUGAUGAAAGGAGGAGAGCUACUUGAUCGUAUUCUCAAACAAAAGUGUUUCUCAGAACGAGAGGCUAGUGAUGUACUGUAUGUAAUAACUAAAACAGUUGACUAUCUUCAUUGCCAAGGAGUUGUUCAUCGUGAUCUUAAACCUAGUAAUAUAUUAUACAUGGAUGAAUCAGCCAAUGCAGAUUCCAUAAGGAUCUGUGAUUUUGGGUUUGCAAAACAACUUCGAGGAGAAAAUGGACUACUCUUAACUCCAUGCUACACUGCAAACUUUGUAGCACCUGAGGUUCUUAUGCAACAGGGAUAUGAUGCUGCUUGUGAUAUUUGGAGUUUAGGAGUCCUUUUUUACACAAUGCUGGCUGGCUAUACUCCAUUUGCUAAUGGCCCUAAUGAUACUCCUGAAGAGAUACUGCUGCGUAUAGGUAAUGGAAAGUUCUCUUUGAGUGGUGAAAACUGGGACAAAAUUUCAGAUGGAGCAAAGGAUUUACUUUCCCAUAUGCUUCAUAUGGAUCCACAUUUGCGGUACACUACAGAACAAGUAUUAAAACACUCAUGGAUAACCCACAGGGACAAAUUGUCAGGUGAUCUGCCAAAUAGAAACGAUGUGUCACAUAUCAUUAAGGGAGUGGUAGUUGCUACGUAUUCUGCUCUGAGUCACAAGACCUUUCAACCAGUACUAGAACCUGUUGCUGCUUCAAGUUUAGCUCAACGACGGAACAUGAAAAAGCGAACAUCAACUGGGCUGUAAGAUUUUCAGUGAUUCUCAGCCAGACUGGAUGAAGAUAAAAUUAAAUAUGUGACUUUUUGUUUAAAUGUUUACCAAAAGCAUAUUUUUCAGCUACAGUACUUGAAUAUUCUGUGUAACCCCUGUAUUGAGGGAAGUAGGACUGAAAAAAACAACAACACAUACACAUGUCCACAGUAUUCAUAUGUUAUUGUUUUGCAGUAAUGUCCAAGUGUUAACAUAUAAUUGGUAUAUUCAAAAAGGUUCCAACAACUUCUAUGCACACUAACUUCUAAAAUUAUUUUCAAAUGAAGAUACCGUAAUA